AUGCCGAGCUCGAACGACUACGACGUGAGGCCAUUCCCCUCAUCGAAUGAAUUGGCUACGGCUGGGGAUGCGGCUCCUCAGGCGACAGACCAGCUGCCACGCGUAGAAGCCGCCAUGGAUCUUCCAGUUGUGGUUGAUUCAGAUGAUGAUGAUAUGGUCUCCCACGAACUAGAGCAAAUGAGGAGUAUAUUGGAAGAGGCAAUUUUGGAAACGCGCAGCAUGCCUCUCGAAAAUCGACCGCGACUUCCUCGCAUACCUCUAAGCAAGCGAAAUCGGGCUGUCGUGAGGGCUCUUAACCCAAUGCUGGUAACCUAUUUGGAAGCCAGCCGGGACCUUUGCGAGACGGACUCAGUUCUUUUUGGCGCCGCAGUGGCAGCUUGCCGUAUUAUUGGCGCCAGACUUCCCAUGGCUGGACGCGCUACUAAACAAAGUAGCGCCAUCCCAGCCUGGAGAAAAAGAAUUGAGGACCGUAUCGCAAAGGCAAGGGCCCUUAUCGGCAGACUGAUAAGCUUCAGGUCGGGUAAUAAUAGACCGAGGGUUGUGCGCACCGUUAGAAUGGCGUUUGCUGGGACAAAUAUCAGUUUGUCCCAGCCGGAUAUCACGCAGAAACUAACGGAGCGCAUAGACGACCUGAAGCAAAAGAUUGCUGCUUGGGGGAAGCGGAUUCGCCGAUUUACUGAGAGGUCAAGGCGGUUCAACCAGCAUCGUCUCUUCCAGAGUGAUCAGAAGAGGCUCUACAAAUCAUUGGAGCGACCAGAGGUAUGUGGAGCGGGCCCAGGACCGGACCAGGCUAACACUGUCGCAUUUUGGCGUGGCCUGUGGUCAGAGCCCGUAAACCACAGCGAGGGCCCUUGGACGGAAGUUGUGGCGAGUCAGUGUGCGAGGAUUACGCCCAUGGACCCCGUCAUCAUAACGCCGGAUGACGUAGCUGAGGCGGUCCGUAGAGCCCCGAACUGGAAAAGUCCGGGACUCGACGGACUCCAUCACUACUGGCUGAAGGGGGUUCAUGGUGUGUCACGCUGUGCUCGCCCGUCAGUUUCAAGAGGCUCUCAACCAGAAGUCGCUCCCUAG
Parnassius apollo (apollo) is the source of this 1071-nucleotide messenger RNA. The record is from the annotation of a GenBank genome assembly. Lineage: Eukaryota; Metazoa; Arthropoda; Insecta; Lepidoptera; Papilionidae.